CCCGAUUAACAAAUGUAUGAGUUCUUCAUCUUUGGACAUCGGAAGGUGGACUGAAGAAUAAAUUGAAUCAUCCAUAUCAAUUCUGACUGUUUUCUUAAAGUCCUGUCCUUAGCCUUUUCUUGUCAGGUUAUGAUUAAAAGAUCAUGAAUAUAGUGAGGAUUUAAAGAAUCGUGCCUAGAAGAUAGCACAAUGUAAGACUUACCACAAGUACACAAGUAGGUAUUCAUACGAGCGCAAAUUCCAUGUGCUUUCAUUUCACAAGGUCUCUUUCUUAUAUUAUAAAAUAUAGUCAGAGCGACUAGAAAGUUAGCUAGUAGAAGAAGUACACGAAUAGAUGGUAACACGGAAGAUAAACACUCACAACAUUCUAUAAUAUCGCUCCACAAGUUCUCUGCAAGUUCCGGCCUCCCAAACCAAGAGAUAAGAAGAUGAACUAGCAAAGCAGCAUUCAAGGUACUGUAAUGCAUAGUCAAUGAAGGCUGAGGUUGAAAGCAUGCAUCAUUAUACCGAAAAAACAGUAUCCGUGAAAAUAUUGACGGGUGGAAACCGUACCCGUCGGAAUCCCGCCGCGGAGUUAGUUCUAUCCGGAGGGUACAAGGUCGAUGGUAUUUAACGGAUUUUCACUUGAUAUUGUGAAAGACCAACACCUAAGGUGCAAAGGUGUUGAUUUAGCCAAAACCUUGAGUCCUUCAAAGCUGCUAGAAAAACGAGGUCUUUAUACUACCUGUACUAAGUUCUCCCCUCUUUAAAAGUCAUAAUUGGAGAUAGAUUCGUUCAUCCAAACCAAAUGUAUUGGGCAUUUCUGAUGGUUUCUAGUUUUUCAAAUGAGCGGUUGGCAGUGAAUGUUGAAGCUGCACAUAUCUUACCGACAAUGAUGAACAUCGCUAUCGGGAAUUCAAUGUCUUUUCACAUCAUACUAGCAGGAGGAAAGGGAAGAUGCAGAUCACAGGUUUUUGCACAACAAAUCCCAGACAAGUCUACCUACUCAUACCAUCCAACCUUAAGUCUUCAUCC
Molecule: messenger RNA, 1014 nt
Organism: Sclerotinia trifoliorum
Lineage: Eukaryota; Fungi; Ascomycota; Leotiomycetes; Helotiales; Sclerotiniaceae
Source: the annotation of a GenBank genome assembly